AUGGCGCCUAAGAUUGUGGCUAAUGGCCACAUUUUGGUUGAUAACUCAUCUGCUCUUCAUGCCUCAUCUGUUGUUAAGUUUAAUGAGUUCAAUUAUAAUGAGUGGAGUGAGCAAGUUGAGUAUUACUUGAGUGUUCAGAAUCUUGACCUUUCACUCAUGAUAGAGAAACCAAUUGAUCUCACCGAGAACAACACUGAUGAGGAGAGGCCUUUUCGUAAAGAAUGGGAGAGAUCGAAUAGAUUGAGGCUAAAGUUUUUACGGAUGAUAAUGGUGAGUGAAAUUAAGACCUCAUUUCCUACCACAGAAUAUGCUAGGGAAUUUAUGAGAUUAGCCAAAGAGACUUCUCAGUCUGAGGCAGCUGACAAGUCCCGUAAAGUAGGCUGA
This is a messenger RNA of Pistacia vera, 384 nucleotides long. RefSeq lists its product as uncharacterized. NCBI's taxonomy places the organism in Eukaryota, Viridiplantae, Streptophyta, Magnoliopsida, Sapindales, Anacardiaceae. Bases 1 to 384 code for a protein of 127 amino acids. The record is from RefSeq and is a predicted model, not a curated record. The transcript is spliced from 2 exons.